GAAACCGGGAGACGGCCAAGAUCCUCGAUGCUUUCUAGUGCUGGAAAUGACUAGAAAAUUGCCUUAAAUUUUAGCUGUUUUUGGGACUUAAACCAGUGCAUAGAGAUACGAUAAACCAUUUGUCCAAUGUUCUUUGCUAUUGUGGCCACAUUUUGCGUUUUCCGGCCAUUCCAUCAGCGCAAAUUUGACUCGACAGACAGAGCAAGAUUAAAUCAGGGAAGUUGCUAUGUCUCGGCAUGAGGGUAAGAAGUAAGCUUACUUUCUUUAAAAAAUAGAUAUUUCCUAUUCGAGGUUAACUCAGUCCAUAAUAUCUUGUGCUUAUUUCAAGGCUUAAGCCCACUCAGCUGUAUUUACUUUCGUCCAACGCUGGCAAUUCUCAUGUUUUGGCUGGUGUUGUUUUCAGUUCCGUUUCUUUACAUUUAUUAGAUGUAGGCUCAACUUGAAAGUGAAUGCAUUGAUUGUAGGGAAAGUUCCCAUAAUAAUAUUUGUCUUACAUCUUCCUGUUUAACGUAUGGUAGAUGUGUUAUCCUCCAGUGGAAAUUUAAACAACUGAUUAUCGAUGUCGAUUUUAAAGUUUAAGUUGAUUUAGUCCAAUAAUUAGUCGUUGUACUUUUAGGAGUGAGUUAGAACCAACAUACAUUUACGUGAACCAUAACCACACAAUUCUUAUAUAAUUGGAUUGCACGCAGCGACUUAAAGAUGUGACUGUUGACUAAUUUUGGGAUCUCUUUAAUUGUAAUUGGGAGAACAAACUGCAUGCAAAUCAUCCUAUUUAUUAAAUUAAUUAAAAUACACUGUACAACUUUGAUUCACUGAUUUGUGCUGCAGUUUGUUUAUGAUGCCCUGGGGCUUACUACCUUUGUUGCAUAGACAUUGCAUUCGAGCAUGCCUUUCUGUGAAAUAAGGGAGAGGUUUAGUUACUCAGGUUAGGGUUAUGUUCAGCGUAGCAAGGACAGGAAGGUGCAAAUUAGGCAUUGUUACAUAAUUUGGUGAAAAGUGAAAAGUUGUUGAAGAGUGUCAAAUAUUCUUUCGAUGAGUCUUGAUAAAGUGCACUGAAAAAUUAAUAGUGUAGUUGCUGGAAAUGAGAAAUAGCUGGUGACCUGAAACAAUAAUUGCUCUGAAAAGUGAAAGCAGUCAUCCACGUCGGUAUUGGUUUGUCUGCCAGUACCCGUGCAGAUUAAGCCACCACUUCUUUCCAGUAGUCAUAUUUAUGAUAUUUUCUGAUGGUGCAAUUUCACACAACUGUUUAUCGCAGAAUUCAUAAGAAUUCUCAUUCAUUAAAAGAAUUGCUUGAUCUGGACAUUCAAUUUUUGGGAAUUAUGUUCUCUCUUUUUUGACAAAUAUCAGAAAAAACGUUUUGUCACUUUGCUAAAACUUAUCUCAGGUAAAUUUAUAGCUACAAAACAUGAAUAUUAGACUAAAGGAAAGAUUGUGCAAAAGAUAGUUUUAUUGCACUUUUAAGGUUUUAACGAUACGCUCAUAAGAAAAUAACAAAAUUUCCAUCAAGCCGAGCAUGGAUUGAAAAAAGACAUCUUUUAUAAAUGGAACAAUGAUAUAUAUUUCUCUUUCCAGUGAUUAAAAACAGUGCCUUGUUAAAGCCUAACUCGUUUGCUUCCUAAAGUAUGGGUCAUUGAACAUAUGAUAACAUUACUGAGGAAUAAAAUUAUUAAAGAAAGCUUAUACUGCACUGAAAACAGUUUGGAUGCUUAAAAAAUUUCUGAUGGUUUUAUUUUUAGACAAUUAGUUUUUUUUGUCUAAAAUCGAAAUUGUCCAAUUUUUUUUGGCAGAUUAUGUUGUUACAUUUUGCUUUUAACAGAACUGAAAUGUUUUUGUUCUUUGCUGAAUAUUCUCUAAAGAAAUUGCAUAGCUUUCCCCAUAAUACAUCUUUUUCCAUAAAAUGUCACCUCUUAAAAAAAUUCUGCCUGAAUAGUCAAUAGUUAUUUCACCCCAUCAGAAAGUCUGUUAAGUUAAACUAAAGGUAUUAUAAAUUUUUAUGACAUGAAUGAGGAUCAUUAUGUGCACUACUUCAGUAGGGGGAUAAAAUUUCAAAACAUUGCAUUUCAAUAACAGCCCUAUAAAAAUGAACCAGCAGCUGGGAAUUUUACUGCUUCUAUUGGAAAUAUUCCUUCCUACACAGCACUUAAAGUCUGAAAAUUUUACAUAAAAACCACACAAGCCUUUACUUCAUGUGUUUGUCUGUAUGUAAAGGAUUACAAAAUGCACCAACCUUGCCUAAUCAAAAAAACAUUGCAUUUCCUAGUGUGGGACAAUGUUAGUACAUAUACUGUUCGUGUUUUGAUUUAAAAUGCCCUGAGCAUUUAAAAUAAGGAUAUGAACAUACAUUACAGUAUGUUGCCCAGUAUCCGGACGGUACCAGUAUCCGGACACUUGAAACAAAAACUCAAUUUUUGAGGCGCCCUUUUCAGUUCUCCGUAAACGAAGUAUUUCGAAUGAAAGCUGAACAUUUCAGCUUUAAGAUGAAAGUUUUGGCGAUUUGAAAGCUUCCGAAACAGUCGCAGAGGACGCCGUUCUGUUCAAGUGAGUAAACUUUUGGUGGCUAAUAUUUACGCUGUUUACUGUGCAGUAAAAUUAGUGCUGCUCAGAAAAGGGAGGGUAAUGUGUGAUAUUUUCAAAGAAACUGUUUUAUUUUUAAAGUGAAGAUACUUAAGGAAGUCAGGUUUUCAGAAAGUUUAUUAAUUCUUGAAAUUCUAUUUGUUUGGAAUAACGGAGGCCAGAAACAUUCACUAACUAUUGAUGUCAGGUGCCCAGUAUCCGGACAGUUUUUAUUUGCUGUACAGAAUCGAUGAAUUAGCUGUGUACAUUAUCCGGUUAAGAUUUAUUUCAUAUCAGUAACUAUAAUUAAAGCUUAGGAUAUAUGAUAUAGUCAUAAAAUGUGAUUCUACUCAACUCCAUAUGGAAAUUUUCUUCACUCAUUCCGGAGGCGCCUUGAUUUCGUGUGCACGGCUUGUUUCGCGUGACUGCAUUUUCUAUAUAUAACCGAAAGUGUCUGAGUUGAACCUCGAAUUCUCAUACUUUCCCCAGUUGUGACUGCUAGAAUGGGGUUGCAAUGGUCUGAAAAAUGUCACAAAGGGAUUGAGAGAUGUGAAAGAAGGAGGAAUUAGUGCUAUAAAAGCAGGCUUAUUGUUGGGACUGAGCAUGAAGAAAUCAACACUGCAGGUCAGACUAAAAGGGAGAGUGACCUUUGACCGUCGGAUUGAGGUCCCUUCCCCAAGCUUUUUUUUUUAAAUAAAAAAAUGAAGAAAUGCCUUCCUUAAACCAGUCAAAAAGUUCCUAGUAAAGGAAGUGAGAAUUAUACCAUUUUUAAAACAGCCGCUCGCGUUCCCCACCAUACCCCAGUCAUUUGUUAUAUUUUAUUUCACGAUGCUAGGUUAUAUAUUUGGAAUCGAUUUCCAGACUACUUUGCAAGUGAAAGAGAAGCUUAUAAGUCGCUUUCCUGUCGAAAUUUAUGUACAAUUACUUUGUUAUUGUUGUGUCCGGAUACUGGGCCAGCUGUCCGGAAACUGGGCAACAUAGGAGCUCUGCAAGAAUAUUAAUUUCGCAAUGGAAACAAAGGCAAAAAAGUUAAACUGUCUUUCGUCAUAUUAAGGACUAAAUAGAUUUUCUCUGGGCCAAAUUUUAGAGCUUUUGCGAUUAACAAAGGGAAGUUAUUGCAAUCUUAAACUGACGUGUCCGGAUACUGGGCAACAUACUGUACUGUAGGCUUUUCCACAGACCAACUUGUGUUGUGCGAAGCUGAUAAAUGCGAAAGAUCAUUACACCCUGUGCCGCUAUGUUGUGAUAUGUAUUCAUUGGGCAUACACUGUUCAAUGUAUUUGUGAAGGUUCUCAUUAAUUAUAAGUUUUAAAGAUGGCAGCAUGAUAAUGGAGUGCUGUAGGUAAUUUCAGGCUUUCAUUCCCUCAAUUUGCCCUGCCCUUUCUCUCCCAGAAGAAAACAGUUCUAAACUCUAAGUAUCUGGCUUUUUAGUUGUUUGAUGGCAUACAGUAAGAACCCUGUUAGUGUUUUACUGUUAUUCAUUAAAAUAAUGAAAAGGGACUUUGCACAGGCUGCACUAAUUGCCAUUUGCAUUGAGCAUUUUCUUUUUGUUUUCAUUCAACAUACAGGUGUUAGCUGUGACUCAUGUAGUAAAGCAAAUUUCCGUGGUAAACGAUUUAAAUGUUUGAUAUGCUAUGACUAUGAUCUCUGUUCGACAUGCUAUGAAAAUGGAGCCACAACGACAAGACACACAGCAGAUCAUCCCAUGCAGUGUAUUCUAACCAGAACUGAUUUUGGUAAGUGUUGCAUCAGGAAGCUCUACUCAGAAUGAGUUGUUUAAUAAUUAGCUUAAACAAUGGAAAAAUGACUCUAACAUGGUCCCUAGCUGUACUUUGUAAAAACAAUAGGAUGCCAUGACAGUGACGGCAAUGAGAAUGUCAAAAAAGCAAUUAGUUGAAUAGGCAAAACAACAAUUCUGCACGUGCAUCAUACUUUUUCGUCCAUUUCUUCGCAGUCACUGCUCGACCAUGACUUGAAAAUGCCUAAUUUCACGUUUUAUGGAGGACGUAAACAAGCGACGGCAAAAUUUUGUUUCUCUUUCUGAACUUGAAUAUAGUUCUAAGGAAUUCGUCUCAAAAAGAGUAAUUGUGACACAGAUUGAAAGAACGCAAAUUCUCUUUUUAAAUGACGUUUUCGUGGCCAUCGCCGUCGUGGUAUCUUAAACUCCCUAUUAGCAGGUUUCAUCUCAAAGGCCAAUGAAACUAGAGGUUUCUGAGAGGUUGGCUGCUCGGCCACUUAUUAGAAGACAUUUGCUAACUCACUAAAACCUGAAUUACCCUUACUAGCGUGGACUGCAGUAAAUUAACAACUUACACCAAAAACAACAACUUUAUUAUUUAUCGAGUUGUGUUUACAAUUAGGGAAAAUUAAUAUCCUAAAUGAGAUAUUAAACCUUUCAUUUUUGCCACAACCCACAAAUAUAUAAAAUAUUUAUAUAUUUUACCAGGGUAGGAAACUUUCUUUUCAAUUCACUUGUCUCUUUGUAAUGUGUAUUUUUCUUGUCCGGACUACAAAACUACUUGUCCCAAAAAACUGGCAAAAGCAGGGUUUAAAACAUUCUCUUUUUAUUUACGCCAUGUCCCAGUUUACUGAAAAGCUAAAUAGUCAAUAAAAACAUUUUACUCAACAAAUUGAAUGAAAAGUUUAUUCUUUUGAUAAAUGUACAUCUGUGGAGUAGCGCAUUUUGUUUGUUUCUUGUUCAUAACAAGCCCAGUCGAAUAUUCUUUCAUCCUAGCCGACUGAAAUUUUCUUGUGCGCUUGAUCUCAUAAGUCUUUUUGUUAUCCUCGAUCUUUUUCUUGUUGGAAGGAACAUCCUCACCAGUACUGUUAUUCUUCAGUGCUAGUGCGGUGAUCUUUUAAAAAAAUUUAAAAAUUUUGAUUGAGACAAUGCCGAUACGCUCCACUAACUGCACUAGCAAACAAGUGAUUCAGGUCGCUGAUGAUUGCUGACAAGCAAGUGUGAUUGAUGUGCAUGCAAUUAUGCUGUACAGCGGGGGUUGCACGGAAAUCAGUGGCAACGCUCCGCACAAAGAAAUCAAUCACACACAACUUACACAAAAGAAAGUUUAUAUUCAAGGCACUUAGUUAUAAAAUACAGGACUAAAUAAUAAUAGUUUUUAUCCAAAGUCAGGCAACGUCAGAGCUCUACAACUUACUUGCCCAAGCAGACAACUUGGAUCAUCUUUUUCCUUGUCCAAAUGGAAAAGUUACCCAUCUCGGACGUUCAGACGGGCCUUGUUUACUUUUUUAUCAAUUUAUAUCAGGCCUAGAAUCAGUUAUAAGACAAUAUGUCCAUAAAGCACAUGAAUAAAUGAUUAAUUAAAUGCAUAUAAAAUACAAGAAAAAAUUAACAGUUUGCUAGUUGAAGCACACACAUAUUUAACUAGGUUAAUUACCAGGUAGUAAUUAUGACAGGAAGAUAUGAUCAUGGACUAUGCAGUCUUUGAACAAGAGUUGCUAAUUGUUAAAUUGAGGUGCCCACAAAAUAAAAGGCUUACAUAUACAUGUGCUUUCAUCAAUGAUGUAUACUAAGUCUUAUGCUUAGGCGACACUACGUGUACAGUACCGCUCAAAAGUGAGUUACCAUCCUCUCACGAGAUGCAAAUCACAACACGCGCUACGUGACACAUCGCAUGCUAUGUGAUUCUUGUCACGUGCUACACAAUUCCUGUAGAGCACUAUUGAUUCUCGUAGCCCGCAAUGGCCUAAAAACUGUAAGUAUAAUUGCCAAAAUUCUUGAGCGAUUUCAAUAAUCAGUGGUAAAGUUUUACCGCGACCAACACACGAACAGAUUCUAACCUCUAAAAUCUUUCCACAUGAACUGAUCCAGCAUUGCAUCUCUUAUUUCUUGGGUAUUGUCUAGUCCAGUGUCAGCCUGAUGGUGUCAAUGUAUGUAGUUAUUGGACUACCUUGAUUUGGGUGACUAUACCAUAAAUGUAACCAGUCUAUCAUUAAUUUUAGGUUUGACAACAUAGAUAUCCUUUGCAUAUGUUAUGGAUAUGAGCUGUAAAGAGCUACAUGUACUUGGAAUUAACCCAUUCGCUCCUGGAGAUUUUGCCGAAAAACGCGUUUUGAAGCUAGUCGAGUGGUUUUCUGGUCGCUGUCGUGCUAUAAAGGGCUAAAACUUACCACAAACCGGUUUACAGGUCGUACACUUGGCGGCCUUCUGAUCCAGAUGCAAAACAUCAGCUUGCGAAGUUCGGGCAUGUGCAGAAAGCAAAAUUUCGAGAUAGUUUUUGGUUUUAAAAGUGACACAGCAGUCUUGACUUUUACUUUUCACUUUUUCUCCUCCCUUCUUUUUUCGCUUUUCUUGCCUCAUUUUUUUUUUCUCUUGCUGGGCAUUUAGUAGGCUUCAUUUUGGUGGGAAGAGUUUUUAGGAAAGCUUUUAGGAUCUUAGGAUUAGGUGAAAGGAAAGGUAGGUGGGCAAUGGAACAAGAUUUUCAUGGAGAUUUUCAGGUCAAUGUCAUGUGGUUUUUUGCUUCUUUCUCCGGUGUCCUUGACUGAAUUGUGCUCAUUCUGGUAUGGUUUGAAAGAUCUCUUCACUCUACACAAGUUAGCGAAGAGAGUUGUCCUUGACCGUUAAAACUGAUGACAUCACAAAGGGUAGAAAGGACCUGAAUCCGCACGGGCGGUUACGGGCGGUUCAGGGGCGAAUGGGUUAAGGAAGUUUUGCGUGCAAAAGAUUAUUUUAUAUCUACAUGUAGAUCUACAGAUGAAUGUACUUAUUGUACUGUUUGUUUUUUUGCUUUCUCCAUGUAAUCAUUUUUCUUUUUUUUUUGCCCAAAAUUGGCCCACCUUGUGACAAUAAUGAUACCAAGUAAGUAAUUGUGCAGUUGUUAGAAGAAAACAGUUGUCAAAAAUAAUAAUUGUGGUUUGUUCAACAGAACUUUAUUACGGAGGUGAAGCAUUUACAGCAGACCAGCCUCAAGCUUUUACUUGCCCCUAUUGUGGAAAAAUGGGGUUUACAGAAUCAGCAUUGCAGGAACACGUAACAUCGGAACACAGUGAUGCUUCCAUUGAAGUUGUGAGUGUUUUAUGAAGUUCAAAAGUAAAAUUUAUCUCUGUAUUUUUAAGGAAUGUACAAUUUUAUGCUGUUUGGAAAGAAAGUACAGGGUGCUGGAAAGUAAUAUAGAGGUACAUGAUUAUACUGGGUCCAAGUCACCCUCUGUUCUGGUCUGUACCUGAUUUUGUCCCUUGAAGUCCCAGGCUCAACACCUAAGCUGCACUCUAAAAUAACUAACUGGUUCAUCUCCUGCAAGGUGUCACUAUUAACACUUCCACCUCUCAGUCAUAGUGCUUGUACAGUGAUUUUGUCACAUAUAAUUAUGGCGAGUCCUGGGACUCAUAUUGUGAAAAAUCAUGAGUCCCGGUGCAGAACCAAUGAGUCCCAGUUAAAAAAACAACCAAGUCCUAAAAUAAUUGAAAAUGCUCGGGCCAUGUAACUAGACAGUACUGUUAAUCUGACAAUUCAGGGUACACCUAACCUCUUUUCAAGGGAGGUGUCCCUUGAAAAGAGGUGUCCCUCAAAUGGAGGUGUCCCCUGAAUAGAGGUGUCCCCUGAAUGGAGGUUGGGCUGAGGUUUGUUAAUUAUUAAUGAACAAAUAUAAUAUUUUUAUUAGAGCUAAAAAAGGCGACUGUUCUUCCAGGCCAUGGAUUCUGCUGCAAUCAUUAUUUAAGCCGCGUAAUAAUGACUGUAUAGAAAAUCAUGAUUAACUUAUCUCUACGAUGUUGUGUGUUGAAUUCCCACAAGUGGAGUACUGUACAUCUAUUUAAGUGAGUUAAUUCAUUUUUUGAAAGCUCUCGCCAUUGUGACUAGCAAACACUUAAGAACUUAUCAAUAAUUUUUGUGGUCAGUCACUUUUUGAUUGCUUCAUGUUAGGUGUACCCUGAAUGGAGGUUAAACCAAGGUUUUGGGACCCAGAAAAGCAAAUAAGUAAAUGAAUGAUGAGAAUAGUUAAUUUCAUAAACACGCUCUGCUGGAUUACAAAACCUUUCAUGUGUUUAAAAAAACUGGACGCUCAGUUGUUGCCUUGUUUUCAUAUGUAGGUUUGUCCAGUGUGCGCAGCCCUACCAGGUGGAGACCCAAAUCAUGUGACAGAUGACUUUGCUGCUCAUUUGACGUUAGAGCACAGGGCACCCAGUAGAGAUAUACUAAUAUCCUUUACAUUUUUAAUAACGUGGUGUAGGCAGUCGUUUUUGUAUCGCUGUAUUAGAGCAUUUAAAACAAACGUUAGCAGGUAUGUUUCAAUGAUCAUCACCGCCACGUGUUUACAUGUACACAAGCAUUAUUUUUUUCAGAAGCAUGGGAUUAUAUGCUCCUGUUUUUUAAAAAAUCAUGGAUCUUCAAGUGAAGCGUGGUAAAGAAUUGUAGUGGCGCCUUAAACCAUCCAUUACCAUUCGACAGAAAAUCCCACGCAUAAACAUGUAAAAUCUGAUUUUAACCUUGUGGGAGAAGGACCCACAUCAAAGUAUAUCCAAAUCAACUGGAAAGUCUAAAAAGGGGAUAUAGAAAAUGCGUUGCCUCAAACAAUAUUGUACCUCAUAUUUUUCAAACUUCCCAAACGAAAGAGCGUGAACUAUUUGACUUUCCAACCAUUUUUUAGGUUUUCCCAUGUAAAUGAUAAGGACCCUGAAUUCUUGACAUGGUCCUCUGUGUUUUUUCAGGGAUAAUUUACGAUACCUGGUUCGGGGGAAUUUACUAGAGUGCAUGUUGUGCAGAAGUGGUAGGCGCAAUUAGGCCAUAUUUUUUUCUUACUUAAUAGUACAGUCCUGCGCAGUGGAAAUAGGCAGCACCAAGGGGACUCAUACUUGCAAGGUGCUUUCCCCAUAAUCGUUUGAUCUGUGUAUAUUGCAUUGUUCUUUAACUGACUUACUACGAUGAACCAGGAGCGGCGCGGCAUGUGAGACGUUUAUUUCAUCCGGCAGUUGGCGGAAGUCGGCCCAGACCUCCUCGACCACGAGCAGCCAAUAUGCAUUUCGGAGGAUCUGGGGGUAGCGGUCUUGGGUCGUCUUCAUCCUCCUCCUCCGCGUCCGGCCGUGAGAGCAUGGACCCUAUAGCGGAGCUUCUGUCCCAACUGUCGGGUGUGCGUCGAGCAGCACAGCAAUCCCAGCCUCCCAUGCAGUCGCAGCUUCAAUUGCUGCAACAGCAGUUGCAACUGGAAAGACAGCAAGUGCAACAGACAAGGGAACGACUGGAAAGACUUCCAGCGCGGCGGCCGAUGGCAGCUGCAGCAGCAGCAGCAGCAGCUAGCGGUAGUGUACCAACCACAUCAACAGCUAGUGCUCAAGAAAGCAGCAGCUCAGCCUCUUCGUCUUUUCUCCUUGCAAGGUCGGUACAUAUAAAAACAGAACACUUUAAACAUCAACUGACUUCAUGAGAUGAACGAGUAAGGUUUUACGUCGCAAGGCAAACGUAGCCUUGGCUUAUUAAACCAUCAUAACUAGUCUGUUGGUCGAUACACCCGAUACAUGUAGAUACUUUCCUCGGCGGCCUUUUUAAUUUAAGCGGUCGUACCUUAUGAGUUUCAUACAUAGGUCGUUAUUUUGAGGGACAAGAGGUGCUUGGUUUGCUUGCUAUGAAAUUACACAAUUAAGAUUAAUAUAAGUGAGGCCACACGAAAAAUUUUGUGUUUACCUAAAAUUCGUUUGGUUUGUUCUAAUGUAGCGAAACGUCGAUCCAGAAGAGUUUUGUUCAGUGUUCUAAAUUUAUUGAUUACUUUAUUACUUUAUUGUAUUAAAAUAACCAAACAUACGCCCCUUUCAUAAACUCGGUAGGCGAAUUGCUACUUUUACUGUUAUUUGUUUUAGGGCUAAUGAACCCUCGCUCUCAGAGUCCGAACAAGAAAUCCUCGAACGCGAGCGUGCGGACAGAAGUCUGUUUGUACAGGAUCUUAUAUUAUCCACACUCGGAUCAGCCGCAUUUAGGCGAAGACCACGCCCAAUCCCCGACUCAACAGAACCUUCGGAGGAGUUUGCAAGCCUAACGAUACAGGGUUGCACGGCAAAUGAUGCCGCACGUGGGGCGGCAGAAUCACAAGACUCAAACGUUGUCGAACAGGACGUUACUGUUGAAGAUAUGGAGUUUAUAUCAUUGGAAACAGAAGAAGACAAAGAUUCCUAGCGUAUGCAGGAUCUUCACGUAGACAAAUUAAAUUUUAGCCUCUGUGUAACCCGCUCAGAACUGGUUUUGCAGUGACUUUAACGCCACCCGUUCACUUGCCGUCGUUUUAGAUCGUUGUGCCCGCGCGCGAUCUUAUGAAAAGGAUGGUACUAUAGGGCAGGAAAGGACAUCCUGUUGUUGUUUUCAGAAAGGACCAUCUUAUAAAUGUGUUGACCUGAUAUUGUCAUUAAAACACCGGCACGCUUGUCAGUUCGCCCAAGCGAAAUUUCCCAAUUGUCAACUUCGCCCAAAUUGAUUAAGAAUCGCCCAUUCGUAAAUAUAGGUGUGAAAAGUAGCUCCAAAUACAAACUAACGUAAUACUAAAUACGUGGCUGUAUAUACCGUCCGGUUUUCCAAUGUGAGCGAGUGGACCUCAAUUUGGGCCAAUUUGACUUUGGUGAAUUUUCUUUGAGCAAAUUGAUUGGCAACCAAGCCUAGAAUCAAUUUAUCCGUGACGAAAUGCCGCGCCAUGAAAGAGAAUAACCAUAAUAGUGCGCAUUUUGUAGUUGGAGAGAUAUUAAAGUAGGUAGGGUUGGAAAAAUAAAUUUUAAUGAACUAGUAUGCCAAACUACUUCACAUAUUUAGCUU
Molecule: messenger RNA, 11299 nt
Organism: Porites evermanni
Lineage: Eukaryota; Metazoa; Cnidaria; Anthozoa; Scleractinia; Poritidae
Source: the annotation of a GenBank genome assembly